AUGGAUUUUGUGAAAACCGAGGAUCGUGUUUUAUUAGAUGAAGAAAACUAUAAAACCUACAUGGAAAACCUUCAAAAAUCCCAUCAAAUUGAGAGUAUGGAUUACCAAUAUAAUGUAACUAUGGAACAAAUACAGUUGGCUAUGCAGUCUUCCUUAAAUCCAAAUUUAAUGCAUAAUUUUCAAUUGCCACUGUCUCCACGACAAAUGUCCACACUUAUGUUGAAAACCAAUCACCUCUCACGCACACUAAAUUUCAAUGAGAUACCUGCACAUUUACAAAAAAGUGAUUUGGAGCUUAUGAAUGAAAUAAGACACGAUGAUUUAUUAAAUCAAAACUUAAAUAGAAACCUAGAGAUGGCAAGAAAUGAUUUAGCUCAAAAUAUAAAUAGGAAUUUGGAGUUAAGAGCUGAUUUAGCACAAAACCGAAGUUUGGAGUUAGCACGAAAUGACUUAGUCCAAAUAAAUAGAAAUGAUUUGGCACAAAAUUUGAAUAGAAAUCUUGAGUUGGUACAAAACUUGAAUAGAAAUAUGGAUUUAGUUAGGAAUGAUAUUGAAAUGCAAGCAAAUUUACAUAUUGAUACUCAAAGAAUGGAUAUGCAGAACCCAAACAUAGAUAUGAUGAACAGAAUAGACAAUGACCUUGCUAAUAGCCAAGAGGAAAGACGGUCACCAUUAUAUGAUAGUCAUCUGCUGAAACAACAUUUAGACCGAUUUGAUUAUUCAAUGAACCAGAAAAUUGAUCAAAUAUUGGCACAAAGGAUGGAGUUGGGCCAACGUUUGGAUCAAAGAAUAGGGAAUGGUAUAGAGCACAGGGUUGAACAAAAUGAUUUGCCAAUUCCUUUUUAUAUAAAGCCAGAACAGGAGGAAGAUUUAGGAUUUUAUGAUAAUAUGAGUCAAGGGCUAGCUAACACAGUCAAUGGUGAAAUACCACAGCAGGAACUGCAAUCGCCUACGAUUCAUCAAGACCAUAUCUUCUCAGUUUACAAUAACCAUUUGCCCAUACAAGCUCUAAAUUCCUUAGAAAUUUAUCAGCGCCAACAAAACUAUACCCAAAACUACGUAAACGAAGUGGCCAGGGACAACCCUCAAAAUUUAGUCAUCCAUAGACAAUUUGACAACCCUACCUUUAACGACGAAAUCAAAAAACUGCGACAAGAUGGCGGCAAAUUUGAAAUGUCAAAACAUGAAGACCCAAAGGAAAAUCUUAAACCGGAUGAAAAUAAGAUUUUUUAUUACGAAAAAAAUGAGAAUGAUUCCAGCGUGAAUAAUAAAAUUGAUGACCUCUCAAUGAAUAUCAAGGGGCAGUAUAGCUGUUUUAAAUGUAAGGAGGUGUUUCCUUCCAAGAGAAUACUAAAGCAACACGCGAAAAACUGCGAAAAUGGUUUGAGUGUCGAAGAAUUGGACAAAUUAGGGAAGUUCAGUUGUUCCCAGUGUGCCUACCGGUGUCAAUCACCUGCCAUAUUGAAAAUUCACGAACGCACGCACUCAGGGGAAAAACCAUAUGCGUGUACAUUUUGUGACUACAAAUCUGGGCAGAAAAACAAUGUAGCAAAACAUAUCCUUGUUCAUAUGAAGCAAAAACCGUUCCGGUGUCAGUUUUGUGAGUAUCGUUGUGCACAAAAGAAUAAUUUAGUUGUUCAUGAGCGAACACAUACCGGCUAUAAGCCAUUUGCUUGCCCUUUCUGCGAAUACCGAACGGUGCAAAAGCCAAAUUUAGUCAAACAUAUGUACUUACACACCGAUCAAAAACCAUUUAGUUGUGAUAUGUGUAGUUAUAGGUGUGUCCAAAAAACAAACCUAACAAAACACAAACAGAGGCACUUGAAUGAGAAAGAGGGGGAAAAAGUUGAUUUCAAAGUUCAAAGUAAACCCUAUAGACCAAGACAAAAGUCUGUCAAAUGCCCUCAUUGCCCAUACAAGUGUGUCCAAAAGUCUAGUUUAGAGAAACACCUCCAUUUUAAACAUAGUGAAGAAGGAAGAAGUGAUUUUAGUGUAGGACAAAGUGAAUUUUCCGCAGCUCAAAGUGAAUUUAAUGCUUCCCCAAACGAUUUUAGUGCUGAUAAAAGUGAUUUCAGCGCUACACAAAAUGAUUUUAGUGCUGAUCAAAAUGAUUAUAGCGCUGAUAAAGGUGAUUUUAGUGGAAAUGAAGAGUUAUGUGAUACAAUACAGAAUUUAAGUGUUAAAAAAGAUACUCAGUUUGAUUGCGUUGAUAAAAUUGUUGAAUCUCUGCCGAUUCAAGCAUAG
Molecule: messenger RNA, 2244 nt
Organism: Pieris macdunnoughi
Lineage: Eukaryota; Metazoa; Arthropoda; Insecta; Lepidoptera; Pieridae
Source: the annotation of a GenBank genome assembly